AUGUUAACACUUCUGCUAUUUGCAAGCGUUACCGAUCUUUAUCAAGAAUGGUGCGGUCCUUGUAAAGCUGUAACAGGAUUGUUUAAAAGAUUAAAAAAUGAAUUAAAUGAUGAACUAUUAAACUUUGCAAUAGCUAAGGGUGGAACUCUUGUAUGUGUUGUCCGUGGUGCUAAUCCUCCUGAAUUAGAGCGAUGUAUACGGGAAAAACUAACUCAGGAACAUGAGAUAUUAAGUGGGGAGCUUGAAAGAAUAGAGAUUAAAGAUCCCUAUUUGGUUGCUCUUGAAGAAGCGGAAGCUGAAGAGAUAAGGCGAAAAGAAGAAGAAGAA
This is a messenger RNA of Protopolystoma xenopodis, 327 nucleotides long. The record is from the annotation of a GenBank genome assembly. NCBI's taxonomy places the organism in Eukaryota, Metazoa, Platyhelminthes, Monogenea, Polystomatidea, Polystomatidae.